This is a messenger RNA of Pangasianodon hypophthalmus (striped catfish), 2291 nucleotides long. RefSeq names its product ecdysoneless homolog (Drosophila) (gene ecd). Lineage: Eukaryota; Metazoa; Chordata; Actinopteri; Siluriformes; Pangasiidae. The coding region runs from base 172 to 2112 and encodes 646 amino acids. The record is from RefSeq and is a predicted model, not a curated record. Gene Ontology annotation, cellular component: nucleus. The transcript is spliced from 12 exons.
UUUAUUUUAAAAUGAAACCCGGAAGUAAUUUCUUCUCCAGCGUGAUGCGCUGUUUAACGUUACAAAACACAUGCGCUUGUUUCGGUAUUUGUAGAAAAGCUCGUAAAGAAGUUAGAUAAUGUUUUAAAGGAGUGGAGUAGUGGUUUAAACUCGCGUUAGCACUCCAGGUUGAUGACAGACAGACAGACAGCCAUGGAGGUCCUGAAGAGAGCCCCCGUGCUGGAGGACGCGCUUCAGUACCGACUCUUUCUGCUCCAUCCCGAGCCUCUGGAUGCUCAGGAGAAGCAGCGGCUCCUGCUGCGGCUCCUGGAGGAUGUCCUGGCCGAGCUCGCUGCUCUGCUGGUGGGCUACAUUUGGCAGAAGCAGCCGUUUAAUCUGAGCUUUCAUCCUGAGAAAGGGGGCGUCCCGGCUCACCUGGGCGGCAGCACGGAAUUCGGCGACAAUGUUGAAGACGAGUGGUUCAUCGUUUAUCUGCUCAAGCGCAUCACACACACGUUCAGCGAGCUGGCUGCCAGCGUCCAGGACAACGACGGACAGUUCCUCCUGAUCGAGGCGGCCGAGUACCUGCCCAAGUGGCUCGACCCCGACAGCAGCGAAAACAGGGUGUUCCUGUACCAUGGAGAGCUGCACAUUUUGCCCAAUCGUGUGCGUGCUGGAGAAGCGGGAUGGCCUCGGGACUCUGUGCCGUCAGUACAAGAGGCUCUGGAGGUGCUGCAGACACACAGCGAGCGCUGCAUGGCUGAUCGGCGCAUCCGUGCCGUAGUAGAGCGUCGACUGCAGGGGUACCCAGGUAAAAUCCAGACCAGCCUCCAUCAUGCACAUUGUUACGUACCUGCAGGUGUUGCAGCGGUGUUGUCACGGCGACCUGACCUCGUGGCUCCAGCUGUUUCUGCAUUUUACCUGCGUGACCCCAUUGACCUUCAGGCCUGCAGAACUUUCCAGAACUUUCCCCCUGAAUCCAGAGUCCUCACACUGGUGACGUUCACUCGUUGUCUUUACGCUCAGCUGCAGCAGCAGAGUUUCGUUCCUGACAGGAGGAGUGGAUUUACUCUGCCGCCUCCAUCACACCCUCAAUACAAAGCUCACGAACUCGGCAUGAAACUGGCGCACGGUUUUGAGAUCCUGUGCAGUAAAAGCGGGCGCACAGCGACGAACUCUGAUGCUCCAGUGAACGCUAAUCCGCUCUGGAGAGGUUUCCUGGACAGCCUGAAGAGGAACGAUUACUUUAAGGGGGAACUGGAAGGCUCGGCGCGCUACAGAGAGCUCACGAAGGCAGCCGAGAGUUUCUUCACGCAGUCGCUCCCCAGCGCACAGAGUUGUGCGCAUGGUCCAGGUGAGGAGGUGUUGCAGGUGUUAGAGAGCGCCCCCUACAGUCUGGAGGAACUGAAGAAACAAGAAGCUCACCUUCCAUCAGAAGACAGUGAUGACUGGUUAAACAUCACCCCUGAUGAGCUAGAGAGGUUGCUGGAGGAAAGAGGGGGUCAGAGGUCAAGUAAGGGUCAAGGAGUCGCGUGUGGAGCAGGAAGGAGUGAGGAUGAGGAGAAGCAGCAGGAGGAAGAGGCCGGGUACACUCUAGUGGCUGUGACACAGGGGAUGAAGGACUUCAUAAACGCUAUGUCGUCACAUGAAGGAGCUGAAUUCCCACGCUCGUGUUUGUCGGAGCCGUUCAGUUUUGACCCUGAUGCAGUGACGAGUGCUCUGGACAGACUGCUUGGUGGUAAAGAUGAGGAGCUGGACUCUGAUGAUUUAGACGAUGACGACGAUGAUGAUGAUGAUGAUGAUGAAGCAGAGGAAGAAGGAUCUGAAGAGCAGACAGGAGCAGAGGCGUUGGACAAUCUGAGGAGAUACAUGGACGAGAUGGACCAGGAGCUUCAAACCACGAACGUCGGACAGAGUUUCACGUACAACAGCAAACAGGGCGGCGAUAUGAGACCAGAUGCAGCAGGAAGCUCUGCGCAGACAGAAGACGAUUUCCAGCCCUUAGACGUGGACGUCAACCUGGUAACCAACUUGCUCGAGUCGCUAUCCUCUCAGGCUGGUCUCGCCGGACCCGCUUCAAAUCUGCUGCACAGCCUCGGCCUGCGCCUGCCCCCUAACGCCGAUCCCUCCUGAGGCCACUCACCUGAACCAGCUGGAAUAGCACUUAUAUACAGGAGAGAUGGCGCAUCACAUCUCAAGUCUUUACUAGGAAAUUCCAAAUAUUAGCAAUAUAUUUAUAAUGCGUUUAACACUGUAUACUCAUAUUCAAGUGUAUUUUUGUACAGGAUGUCAAAUAAAAACAGUUUUGUAAA